Messenger RNA from Scheffersomyces stipitis CBS 6054, 765 nucleotides. RefSeq names its product guanine nucleotide exchange factor. The record is from RefSeq and is a predicted model, not a curated record. Lineage: Eukaryota; Fungi; Ascomycota; Pichiomycetes; Serinales; Debaryomycetaceae. The coding region runs from base 1 to 765 and encodes 254 amino acids. Gene Ontology annotation, biological process: ribosome biogenesis; cytosolic ribosome assembly. The transcript has a single exon.
AUGGCUGUGAUUAACCAACCUAUGAGUCAGAUUAGAUUGACCAACGUGUCACUUGUCCGCAUGAAAAAGGGCAAAAAGAGAUUUGAGAUUGCCUGCUACCAGAAUAAAGUCCAGGACUGGAGACUGAAAGUGGAAAAGGAUAUCGACGAAGUGCUUCAGAUUCCCCAAGUUUUCCAGAAUGUUUCCAAGGGCCAGGUUGCCAAUAACGACGACUUGAUGAAGGCUUUUGGAACUACCAGCCAAGACGAAAUAAUUCUUGAAAUUCUCAACAAGGGCGAAAUUCAACUUCACGAGAAAGAAAGAUCAGCUAACUUACAACAGAAACAAAAUGAAUUUUUAACCAUCAUAUCCACCAAGUGUAUUAACCCUAAAUCGAAGAAGAGAUAUCCUCCUUCAAUGAUCCAGAAGGCAUUGAACGAAGUCAAAUUCCAUUUGAACCCAUCCAAACCUACAAAGCAACAGGCGUUGGAUGCUAUCAGACUACUUGUAGAAAAGCAGAUUAUUCCUAUUGCCAGAGCCCAGAUGAAGGUCAAAAUCACCUUGUCUAAGAAAGCGUACCAGAAAGUCUACAAAGAUGAAAUUGAACCUAGCAUUGAUCUGAUUAUAGACGAAGAUAAAGACGGUAAGGUGUACGAGUGUGUCUGUAUUAUCGAUCCUAUUAACUAUAGAAAGAUUGUAGAUGUGUUGGAGGGUGAUGGAGCCAAGAUCUCCAAGAGUGAUGGUUCCAUUGAAGUGAUAGACAUGGCCGCUAUCAAGGAGACUUAG